AUGUCCGGACUCGACGUAGAGGCUCUUCUUGAGUCAACAGCUGCUGCUCCGACCGAUACCGCUCCGAAGACAGACGACCGCGAUGACCGAUCUCGGGCCGAUACACAAGAGCGCCCUGAUCGUGAUCGUUCCCGUGACAGACGCCGACGCCGAGACCGCAGCCGUGAUCGUCGCCGGGACCGAGAUGCCGAUGGCGAUGAGGACAUGAAAAGCCCUCGAAGCGAACAUGGCAGUGCUAACGGAAGCCAUAGAAGCCGGAGAAGGAGCAGAAGCCGUGAGAGCGAUCGACGCCGCCCUCGCCGGGAUCGCGGCGGUGACGACUACCGCUCCAGUGGUGACUUCUAUCGUGGCGGAGGACGCGCUCGCACUCGUUCGCGCUCACCUGAUGACCGUCAUUACCGCCCCUCACGACGGGAGCGUGAUGAAGAACGACGUCGGGGUGGUGGCCGUGACCGUGAAGGUCGCCGCCCUAGCCCUGGUCGCCGGGAUACCAGCAAAUCCCCAGAGCUCAACGAGGAUGAGCGAGACAAGCGAACUAUCUUUGUGCAACAACUCGCCGCUCGUUUGAGAACCAAAGAGCUGAUGGCCUUUUUCGAGAAGGUUGGCCCAGUCAAGGAGGCCCAGAUCGUCAAGGACCGUGUUAGCGGACGAUCCAAGGGUGUCGGAUAUGUUGAAUUCAAGAGUGAAGAAUCCGUGCCCGCUGCGAUCCAACUUACCGGUCAAAAGCUUCUAGGCAUUCCUAUCAUCGCCCAGUUGACCGAGGCGGAGAAGAACCGUCAAGCUCGUAACCCCGAUGCCAGUUCUGGACCAUCGCACUCCGCUCCUUUCCAUAGACUCUAUGUUGGUAAUGUUCAUUUCAGCAUCACUGAAAGUGAUCUCCAGAAUGUCUUCGAACCGUUUGGCGAACUCGAAUUUGUCCAAUUGCAGAAGGAUGAGACUGGGCGCAGUAAAGGUUACGCAUUUGUGCAGUUCCGGGAUCCCAACCAAGCUCGCGAUGCCUUGGAAAAGAUGAAUGGCUUUGAUCUUGCUGGUCGAGCUAUUCGGGUUGGCCUUGGCAACGAUAAGUUCACCCCCGAUUCGAACUCGAACCGAUUGCAGAGCACUUCUGCAAGCCAACCGAAUUUCCAGGGCUCUUCAUUCUCCGGCCAUGGCGGACGCGGCGUUCAAGCCGGAGGCUCGAACAACUUUGACCGUGCUGGUGGCAGAGAAAACGAGAAGGCUGGCGGCGCCAGUGCCCUCGACGACACAGACGUUGCAGGUGUAAACUUCAACAAUUAUAGUAGGGACGCGUUGAUGAGGAAACUUGCACGUACAGAUGACCCCGAGCCUUCUGCCGAUGAACAGCAGAAGGUACUUCGACCCAAGACUGAGACAAAACCAUUGCCCGUGAAUGUCAACAUGGCGAGCCGAUGCGUGAUGCUUCGUGACAUGUUUGACCCCUCCGAAGAGGAGGGUGACGCCUGGGUCAAGGAACUGGAGGACGACGUUCGCCAAGAAUGCGAAGAAAAAUAUGGCCAUGUUGUUCACAUCUCGGUAGAUCCGAACUCUCAAGGCGACAUUUAUCUGAAGUUCGACCGUGUUCAAGGCGGAGAGAACGCCAUAAAGGGCCUUAAUGGUCGUUUCUUUGGUGGCAAGCAGAUUACCGCGCAGCCGGUCGUGGACGCUGUUUAUAGCAGUCUUUUCUCCCGGACCAAGGCUAUCUGA
Messenger RNA from Penicillium waksmanii, 1704 nucleotides. Its product is annotated as putative RNA splicing factor (Pad-1). The coding region runs from base 1 to 1704 and encodes 567 amino acids. The transcript is spliced from 4 exons. Gene Ontology annotation, cellular component: nucleus. Gene Ontology annotation, biological process: mRNA processing. The record is from RefSeq and is a predicted model, not a curated record. Lineage: Eukaryota; Fungi; Ascomycota; Eurotiomycetes; Eurotiales; Aspergillaceae. Gene Ontology annotation, molecular function: RNA binding.